AUGCAACACCUGGAUGACCGACUGACCACACCCAGGUCACCCGGACAUGAAGACAGGCCCGGGUCACCCGGACACGAAGACGGGCCCGGGUCACCCGGACACGAAGACGGGCCCGGGUCACCCGGACACGAAGACGGGCCCGGGUCACCCGGACACGAAGACGGGCCCGGGUCACCCGGACACGAAGACGGGCCCGGGUCACCCGGACACGAAGACGGGCCCGGGCCACCCGGACACGAAGACGGGCCCGGGUCACCCGGACACGAAGACGGGCCCGGGUCACCCGGACACGAAGACGGGCCCGGGUCACCCGGACACGAAGACGGGCCCGGGUCACCCGGACACGAAGACGGGCCCGGGUCACCCGGACACGAAGACGGGCCCGGGUCACCCGGACACGAAGACGGGCCCGGGUCACCCGGACACGAAGACGGGCCCGGGUCACCCGGACACAAAGACAGGCAUGGAUAA
This is a messenger RNA of Salvelinus fontinalis (brook trout), 471 nucleotides long. RefSeq names its product cuticle collagen 10-like. The transcript has a single exon. NCBI's taxonomy places the organism in Eukaryota, Metazoa, Chordata, Actinopteri, Salmoniformes, Salmonidae. The coding region runs from base 1 to 471 and encodes 156 amino acids. The record is from RefSeq and is a predicted model, not a curated record.